Messenger RNA from Lactuca saligna, 2878 nucleotides. Lineage: Eukaryota; Viridiplantae; Streptophyta; Magnoliopsida; Asterales; Asteraceae. The record is from the annotation of a GenBank genome assembly.
AUAACAUUUAAAUGAAUUAACACCAAAAACAUGAUCUUCAUGAGCCGCCGCAGGUUUCGCCCUUCCGGUCACUUUUCCGGCCGCUUUCUGAACCUAAAACCCUUCAAUAUCUCCAUCACCUUGUUUUAUAUAUAGAUAUAGGUGCACUUGCUUAAUGAUACUAAUAACACUGUUCGUCCUCUAGACAUCAAACAGUCAAAUCUUCCUCCGACAAAUUCUACCCUCAGCGAUUGAUUCCUGCAUUGCCGGUGUUAUAUCUGUGCGCUUGUUUCUCAAAUUUUCUCCUUUCAGAAUUCAUAAGGGUUUGAUCUAGCUCUUUUGCAAUAUAAACAGCGAAAAUUGUGAUAGCUUGGUUUCGAUUCUAGGGUUUUAGAUUCGAACUACUUGGUUCUUCGUGGAAAGCUACAGGACUAAAUUCAAAAAUCAGGCGGUGGAUUCUGGAAUUUGAGAGUGUGAUUUCGUUUUCGUACAUCGUCAGCUGCUUCCGGCGAUAAAGUUGAGUUGUUCUUAUGUGAUAUAUAAUAUUCUCGUUCUUCUAGGGUUUUUGUGAAACUGUGAAUUCUGGUUUGGAAGAGUCGUAAUCUGAAGGGCAUGGCGUCGUACAGACCAUUCCCUCCACCGCCACCUCAAUCAAAAUUUGGUCCGCCAAUACCUCCGCCACCCAAUCAGACUUCCCUCCCACCUCCCCAACUUGCCCCUGUACCCCAACCGAGAGGAAAUAUGUUUUCGCAGAAUUGGAGCUACCCUGCUUCGAGUUUUCAACCGGGUGUUUAUGCCGCCCUUCCUAGACCCCCUGUUCCAAAUCAGCAACAACAGUAUUCAUCGUAUCCACCACCACCGCCACUAGAGUCCGCUUACCCACCACCACUACCUCCUCCUUCUCAGCCUGCACGACCUGGACAAAUGUACUUUCCAUCUUCUCAAAACCCCCUGCUUAAUAACCAGCCACCGCCACCUCCACCUUCCUCUCCACCCACUUCUUCAAUCCCUCCACCACCACCACCGCCCCCAUCACAACCACCAUCGCCUCCACCACCUCCGUCAUCAGUCCCCUCGAUCAAUCAAACCAAGGAACAUAGACAAGGUGACCAUAGAAGUUCUUCCAAGCGCGAUUCACACCACAAGGUUCCUUCUAGAGAACAUGCCAAGCCUUCUGCUCUUCCUCCAAUGCCCGCAAGAACAUCAAAGGCCGAGACAGAAGAAGAGAGGAGGAUACGCAAGAAACGAGAAAUGGAGAAGCAAAGGCAAGAGGAAAAACAUAAGCAGCAAUUGAAGGAAUCUCAAGAUAAAAUCCUUCAAAAGACUCGAAUUUUAUCAUCAUCUUCAAUCAAACCACAUGGCUCAAUCAGUGGUUCACACAUAGGUGAAAGGAAAGCUACACCUUUUUUGAGUGGUGAAAGGGCUGAAAACCGAUUAAAGAAGCCAACAACAUUUCUCUGCAAAUUGAAGUUCCGAAACGAGUUACCAGAUUCAACAGCUCAACCAAAGCUUAUGUCUUUAAGAAGAGACAAAGAUCGAGCUGCUAAAUAUGGCAUCACUUCAUUGGAAAAUGUACACAAACCUCAAUUACACGUUGAACCAGAUCUUGGGAUACCUCUUGACUUACUUGAUCUCAGUGUAUACAAUGCUCCAAAGAAUGAAAUCCUUCAUGUUGCCCCUGAGGAUGAAAAACUGUUGCAGGAAGAUGUUUCUGUGACUCCUAUCAAGAAAGAUGGAUUAAAAAGAAAGGAUCGCCCUACAGAUAAAGGGAUGUCUUGGUUGGUUAAGACACAAUACAUAUCUCCACUUACCACAGAUGCAACUAGACAGUCUUUGACAGAAAAACAAGCAAAAGAACGUGAAACACGUGGACGUAACAUGUUAGAUAGCCUGAAUAGCAGGGAAAGGAAAAUUCAAGAUAUUUUAUCUUCUUUUGAGGCAUGCAAAUCACAUCCUGUUCAUGCUACUAAUAAAAAGCUGAAGCCUGUUGAGAUUUUACCAUUAUUUCCUGAUUUUGAAAGGUGGGAUGAUAAAUAUGUUGUUGCAACUUUUGAUGGUGCUCCAACUGCUGAUUCAGAAAGCUAUAACAAAAUGGACAAAUCUGUACGAGAUGCUUAUGAAUCUCAGGCUAUUAUGAAAAGUUUUGUGGCAAACACCUCGGGUUCAGCUAAACCUGAUAAGUUUUUGGCUUAUAUGGUUCCUUCAGUUGGUGAGCUAUCGAAGGAUAUAUACGACGAAAACAAAGAUAUUUCUUACACAUGGGUUCGCGAAUAUCACUGGGAUGUUCGAGGUGAAGAUGCAGAUGAUCCAACAAAUUAUCUCGUGGCAUUUGAUGAAUCCAAGGCUCGUUACAUGCCUUUGCCUACAAAACUGAUGCUAAGGAAAAAGAGAGCUAAGGAAGGAAAAACGAGUGAUGAGGUUGAACAUUUUCCUGUGCCAUCAACUGUGACUAUAAGGCAAAGAUCAACUGUUUCAAUAGACAUGAAAGAAUCUGAGAGUUAUGUUGGUUCAAAGGGGAGGAGUUUGAGAUCUUCCAGGCAUGAAAGAAGAAUGGAGAUGGAAGAUGAUGAUGAUGAUGAUGAUGAUGAUAAUGGUUACAUGGAUCAAUCUAGUGGUGCUGAAUAUGAUAAUAUGUCUGAUUGAUAAUGAUGAUGAUGAUAUUCAAGAUGAAGAUAACAAAUCGAAGUACUUACACAAACAAGCUAGAGUUGUUUAGAAUUGGAUUAAGGAAUAUUUUUGUAGCAUAACAUAUAUUAUAUAUAUACCUGGUUGUUUGCCCAUUUUGUGUUGAAAGUUGCAAACAUUUAGUAAUGUUAAGAAAGGUGUACAUUACGAAGAUGUUUUUAGGACACUUGUACAACAAGCAUAUUUAGAUUUUUUUUUUUUUUGUUCUUUUUCU